UUCCCAAACACCUCCUGCAGGAAGCCCUUAUCUCCUUGGCCCCAAACAGUUACCAUUAUGCUGUACUCCAUCUCUCUGAUCACUGUGACUCUCAACCUGCUCAUCAUCACCUCAAUCUCCCACUUCAGGCAGCUCCACACACCCACCAACAUCCUCCUUCUCUCUCUGGCUGUCUCAGACCUUCUAGUGGGCCUCGUGCUGAUGCCUGUAGAAGUUCUCCGAAAAACAUCCUGCUGGUUUCUUGGUGACUUUGUGUGUGCUACGUAUAUUAUUCUUUCAUCCAUCAUUCCCUCAGCCUCAAUAGGUGACAUGGUGCUCAUAUCAGUUGACCGUUAUGUGGCUAUUUGUGACCCUCUGCAUUACACUACUAAAGUCACCGGGGGGAGAAAAUCAGAGCUGAAAGCAGCCAGGAAUCUUGGUGUUCUUGUAGUUGUGUUCCUACUAUGUUUCAGCCCAUAUUACUUGGUCUCUCUUGCAGGUGACAACUUGGUCAAUGCUUCAUCUGCAUCCUAUGUUCUCUUUGUGUUCUAUUGUAACUCUUGUCUAAACCCUGUGAUCUAUGCCUUCUUGUACCCCUGGUUUAGAAAAUCAGUUAAACUCAUUGUAACUCUUCUGAUACUGCAGCCUGGCUCCUGUGAGACCAACAUGCUGUAG
This is a messenger RNA of Perca fluviatilis (European perch), 654 nucleotides long. RefSeq names its product trace amine-associated receptor 3-like. The transcript is spliced from 3 exons. The record is from RefSeq and is a predicted model, not a curated record. Bases 58 to 654 code for a protein of 198 amino acids. Lineage: Eukaryota; Metazoa; Chordata; Actinopteri; Perciformes; Percidae. Gene Ontology annotation, cellular component: membrane. Gene Ontology annotation, biological process: G protein-coupled receptor signaling pathway. Gene Ontology annotation, molecular function: trace-amine receptor activity.